AGUUAUCAAAGGGCAGGCGAGCGUCCGUACGUCAGAUGGAGUUGCAGCGAAAGCUCGUCAAAGCUGUUUUGAAGUCAUUUCAGAAGCGGAUCCAGCCCAAAAAGCAUUAUGUGUUCGUCAUCGAAGUGCACUGGUUUGAUAGAAAUCCUGUUACGGUGCGGAGGAGCCACGAAGAGUUUUUCAUCUUUCAAUGCCGCUUGACGGACAAGUUUCCUCUCGAUUGCGACCAGAUAAACGGACUUAUUCCAGCUCUACCCGGUCGGAAGUUCUUACGCAGAGCUAACACGAGUGCAGUGGCAAAGAAGCGAGUUCCUCAGCUGCAGACGUACAUCGAUCAACUUCUCCGCCUGCCUGAAUAUAUAUCUCAAUGCGAUCUGGUGCACAAGUUCUUCACUCCCACUCUUGCUGAUUACAAGCUAGCCGACCUGCAGAGCGCUCUCACCGACACGAGUAGCCAUUCAAGAGAGGCUGCCAGAACGAUAUCUGACGGAUCAGAUGGUGAAGAGGAGUAUGAGGAUUACAUAACGGCUGUGAUGGGUGUUAUUGACUAUCUACCAAAUCUAGAAGAUGAAAACGAAUCCAUUCGUGAUGAGCUACUCUCAUUCUGUGAGGGAGAGACGUUGCUUGUCCUGAGCCUUGAUUGUCCUAGUGGUUUCUGGCAGGCCAGAAAUGCAGACGGUGAUAUAGGCUAUAUUCCCUGCAGAUAUGUCACUCUUGAUGGUUGUGAAAUGAGACCCAGAGCAAAUUCUAAACUGGGAAGAAGAUUAAGUAUUAACACAACAAGGCAAAGAAGCAGAGGACUAAAAAGGUCCAUCAACAGUACUGACUGCCUAUUCACUGGCACCUUUCAAAGUUCUGGUAGAUACAGAUGUGGCCGCUCAUUGUCACCCGAAUCUUACAGCUUGUCAACAAAUAGUACUGCGACUUUGCUGGCUCAGGAUGAUACAGAGACAGUGUGUCAUGUGAGUUCACCACACUACAGGUCAAGGUCAAUGUCUUGCCGGUCUCUCAUAGCACCACACGUGACCAUCAAAGAACCAAGCAGUAGUCCAGUGUUUCGAGUGCCUGAGGAAGAUCGGCUAUCAUGUGAUCAGGAAAUAAGUCCUGAGCCACAAGAACAACAAGUAGCCUCAAUUGAUCAAAGUGGACAACUGCUGCAAGUAACCAAAGAUGCUCCUUUGGAAAAGUCAGCAUCAGCAGUACUUCGAUCAGCAAUAAUGGAUGUCAUAACACAGCUGGAUGUAGAAGAAACAGGAGGUCAAGACAAUAUGAUAUUGUUGCCCUCCAGUAGCCACACUGACUCCAGUCGAGUAAAAGACAAUGGACAUACAGAUUUUUUACUGAGAGAUAAACCGGUGUCACCACAAAGAACAGACAGAAGGUCAAGCCGUUCUGAUUCCUUUUUUAUGGACAGUCAGUCUUUGGACUCUGCAUAUGCAUCAGAAAGUGGACAAGCCAGCGGGCGACUGGAUUCUCCAGGAAGGUUUGCAGGCAGUGUCUUAGACAUCGAUGCACCAGGGAGUUUAGCUCGCAGCACCUUAGACAUCAACAUACCAGCAUUUGAACAAGAGCAAGUGGAAGCUGGUGAAAGUACUACAGUUGUUGAAGGAGAGCCAUAUCGUGCAACAGAGGCUUACAACCCAAAAGACAACACUUGUUUAAUCGUGGAAGAGGGAGAGCUGGUUGUAGUCACAGCCAAGCUAGAUGACGGAUGGUGGUGUGGUCACUCAUGCAAUUCAGGGAAAGCAGGCUGGUUUCCUGCAUGGCUAGUUGAAAAGGCAUAGCAACUACUAGUAUUCAAGAUGCAAGUUGACUGAUAACACACUCCUCCCAGUGCCAUGUAACUAUUAUCAUCAAUCUAGUUGGACCAGGUGGUCUCAACUCAAAAGACAGAUAUGUACUGUACAGUAGAUUGUUCAGAUUGGUUCUACCUAAUUAACAGCAAUGAGAGAAUUACAGAAACAUUGACACAGUCCCAAUUCA
Corticium candelabrum is the source of this 1983-nucleotide messenger RNA. RefSeq lists its product as uncharacterized. The transcript has 10 exons. Bases 36 to 1784 code for a protein of 582 amino acids. Lineage: Eukaryota; Metazoa; Porifera; Homoscleromorpha; Homosclerophorida; Plakinidae. Gene Ontology annotation, cellular component: cytoplasm. The record is from RefSeq and is a predicted model, not a curated record. Gene Ontology annotation, biological process: superoxide anion generation. Gene Ontology annotation, molecular function: phosphatidylinositol binding; protein binding; superoxide-generating NADPH oxidase activator activity.